Messenger RNA from Endocarpon pusillum Z07020, 621 nucleotides. RefSeq lists its product as uncharacterized. The transcript has a single exon. Lineage: Eukaryota; Fungi; Ascomycota; Eurotiomycetes; Verrucariales; Verrucariaceae. Gene Ontology annotation, molecular function: acyltransferase activity, transferring groups other than amino-acyl groups. The record is from RefSeq and is a predicted model, not a curated record. Bases 1 to 621 code for a protein of 206 amino acids.
AUGUUAUCUGAGAGCUCUCCACAGGCCCAAUCCCUACCGCCGCCGUCUGGAUACAUGAUCAAAAUCCUCCCCCCACCGGGGCCCUCUAUCUCCACCCUCUACCACUCCCGCUCCCCUGCAACCCCCCAAAUCUUCUCCGACGCCAUGACCAUCCGCCUUCAAGUCUUCUGCACAGAGCAAGGCUGCUCCGCCGCCAACGAGCUCGACGAAGAUGACCAAAGGAGUUGGCACUGGGUCACCUACGACACCUUCUCCGAUAAACCAAUUGCUUGCACCCGCCUCGUUCCGCCGCCUCACGCUCCACAUCCAAACGGCUGCGAGAAUCCCGAGGAGAAGCCAUAUGUGAAGUUGACACGGUUAGCUGUAUUACCGGAAGCGAGGGGUAGGGGGUUGGCUAAGGUGUUAUGUGAGGAGGCGGUAGGGUGGGCGGCACGGAAUCAAGAGGAGAUUGGAGGUGGGUGGGAUGGGUUAGUGUUGGUGCAUGCUCAGGUUGGGGUGGAGAAGGUAUGGACACGGUUGGGUUUCAAGACGGAUGAGAGGUUGGGGAGGUGGGAUGAGGAGGGAAUUGCACAUUUGGGAAUGUGGAGGGAAUUGGAUUUGACGGCACAAAAAAUUGGAUGA